AUGGCAGAAGAUCAAAUUCCCAAGUCCAAAUGGGAAGGCAAAGCCUCUGCUGAUCUUGAAGGCUCAUCAGCUGAACAAGUUUGGCCUCUCCUGGCCGAUUUCUGCAGCUUACACAAGUGGUUACCCGAUAUUGCCACGUGUUACCAAGUCGAUGGCGUCCCUGGCCAACCGGGUCUGAUCCGGUACUGCGCCCGUGCUCCUAUUGAUAAUGAUGAGUCUACCAUCAAGUGGGCUAAAGAGAAGCUACUGUCCCUCGAUCCAAUCCAACGGUGUUUGAGCUACGAGAUUAUUGAGGGCAAUCUCGGGUUUAAGUCGUAUGUUGCGGUAAUGCAAGUAGUCCCGAUCAACGGCGGAGAUGGCAGCAUUGGGUGCAAGAUCGAGUGGUCGUUUGUUUGCGAUCCGAUUGAAGGGUGGGGAUUGAAUGAUUUUCGUUCAUACCUUGACUCUUCUCUUCAAUUGAUGGCAGAGAAGAUGAGGGAGCAUACUCUUCAAUCUACCACUGGGUAA
Molecule: messenger RNA, 507 nt
Organism: Prunus armeniaca (apricot)
Lineage: Eukaryota; Viridiplantae; Streptophyta; Magnoliopsida; Rosales; Rosaceae
Source: the annotation of a GenBank genome assembly